UUUAGAGGCUCGAGCCUGGACACAAUUUAGAUCAUGGGCUCCUGAUUUAAUUUUAGACCAAGGACACCUGUCCUUGUCAAUACCAACAUGGUUAUAGUAAAGCCUCAACAGAGUUGAAAAAUAAAUGUUGGAGGAAAAAGUUAUACAAAUGGGUAGUUUUAGAGUUAUGUAAGCAACUAAAAAGAUUCAUUCUGUCAUCUAUGAACAAUCUACCGGAAAGUAAAGCAGUUUCUCCUGCUACUCCAUCUGUCAAAGACUUGGUGAAGGUUUUGUAUGGAGGAAAAAGAUUUGGUAAUCAUGUGAAUGAAGUUUGGCCUAACCUAUUCAUUGGAGACAUGUCAGUGGCCAAUGAUCGCUACAGUCUGUGGAAGCUGGGAAUCACUCAUGUUCUGAAUGUAGCUCAUGGGAGCAUGAGCUGUCAGGGGAGUCAUGACUUCUAUGGCUCCACUGUGGAAUAUUAUGGAGUGCCUGCAGAUGACUCACCGUACUUUGACCUCUCUCGCUACUUCUUUUCCUCUGCUGAGUAUAUUCAGAGUGCACUUGAGAUGGCUGCUGGUCGGGUUCUUGUCCACUGUGCAGUUGGAGUGAGCAGGUCUGCCUCCCUCGUCCUAGCCUACCUAAUGAUCCACCAGCAUUACACCCUCCUAGAGGCUAUUAAUACGGUCAAAGAGCACAGAUGGAUUUUCCCAAACAAAGGGUUUCUCAAACAGCUUUGUGCUUUGGAUGUGAAACUACGCAAGACAUCAUGAGUAUUCCUCUGCACCUCAAAAAUAGAUUUUUUAAAUUACUGAACCUCAGAAGCUCAGGAUGAAUGAAGAAGGCAUUGACGGCCAGUGGAGGGAGUUAAUGUACUUGACUUUAAUCAGUUUGUUUUAAGAAUGGUAUUGAAUCUAUUGACCUGGGUGCUGUGUUUAAUUUGAAUCAUGCUGUCUUUUCACAGGAUAUUGACUCUUAUAUUAGUAGGAAAUCACUGCAAGCACCUUACCCUUAAAAUCCAUUUUAAGUCUCAGAAUCCAUAAAUGAUACUCAUUUAACCUUUGUUUUAUGUUGAUGGAAAUUUACAUCCAGUAUGGUGUGUUGUGUAUUGACUUUAAAAUAAAAUUAACAAUCAAUAGAGGGUUUUU
This is a messenger RNA of Etheostoma cragini (Arkansas darter), 1124 nucleotides long. Its product is annotated as dual specificity protein phosphatase 13-like. The transcript is spliced from 3 exons. Gene Ontology annotation, molecular function: protein tyrosine/serine/threonine phosphatase activity; MAP kinase phosphatase activity. Gene Ontology annotation, biological process: negative regulation of MAPK cascade; protein dephosphorylation. Gene Ontology annotation, cellular component: cytoplasm. Lineage: Eukaryota; Metazoa; Chordata; Actinopteri; Perciformes; Percidae. Bases 201 to 749 code for a protein of 182 amino acids. The record is from RefSeq and is a predicted model, not a curated record.